Amaranthus tricolor (Joseph's coat) is the source of this 8859-nucleotide messenger RNA. Its product is annotated as kinesin-like protein KIN-7D, mitochondrial. The coding region runs from base 353 to 3538 and encodes 1061 amino acids. Gene Ontology annotation, molecular function: ATP binding; microtubule motor activity; microtubule binding. NCBI's taxonomy places the organism in Eukaryota, Viridiplantae, Streptophyta, Magnoliopsida, Caryophyllales, Amaranthaceae. The record is from RefSeq and is a predicted model, not a curated record. The transcript is spliced from 27 exons. Gene Ontology annotation, biological process: microtubule-based movement.
CAUUACUCAACCAUCACCAGUUAUUGUCCAUCUUCUCUGCAACCAUUCUUAGUUUACACCUUAUUUUUCACUUCUUCAAAAUUUUCAAAAAAUCAAUAGAAAAAUGCAUUUCGUUUUUUGUCUUUUACACUCACAAAACCACGUGAAACAUUAUUCUACACUUUCUCUCUCCUCCAUUUUUGUUCUUCAUUCUUUCAAUUUGAAGCUUUAAGCUUUAUUCAAACUCCAUUGAUUUUACUUCCAUUACUAUCACCGUUACCGUUACUAUCAAGUUUUCCAUUUCAUACUAGUUGUUGAAGAUUGAAGAAGAUAGUAUUGAGGUUGGGAGCUGCAAAACGGUGUCGUAUAAUUGAUGUCGUCUAGUGCACGGAGUAGUUCACCGUUUAGUUACCGGAGAACUUCGAGCUCAUACUCAUCUUCUUCUUCUACGUCGUCGUUUUUGAACACUAGUGGCCGUUUUAUUUCCUGGUCUGAUAGCUCUUCUUCAUCUUUUCACGGUUCGACCGGUGGUAAAUCUAUGAUGUUGAACCAUAGCUAUGGAAGUCGGUCACCUGUCGGUUUUUCACCGUCAGAUGACCUUCUUGCUGAGCCAUUUGAUUGUCCUAGAUCCACUGCUGGUAGUGAUAGUAUAUCCGUCACAGUCCGAUUUCGUCCCAUGAGUGAGAGGGAAUUUGAAAGAGGAGAUGAGAUUGCUUGGUAUCCAGAUGGUGAUCAGAUUGUACGGAGCGAGUUUAGUCCAGCCACUGCCUAUGCAUUUGAUACGGUUUUUGGACCGAAUUCGAAUACGGAUGAAGUUUAUGAUAUUGCAGCUCGGCCUGUUGUUAAAGCCGCAAUGGAGGGUAUUAAUGGUACAGUGUUUGCUUAUGGUGUUACCAGCAGUGGAAAGACUCAUACAAUGCAUGGUGAUCAAAGCUGUCCUGGUAUCAUACCCCUGGCAAUUAAAGAUGUCUUCAGCAUUAUACAAGAAACACCUGGGCGAGAGUUCUUGCUUCGUGUGUCUUAUCUUGAGAUCUAUAAUGAGGUCAUAAAUGACUUGCUGGAUCCUACAGGUCAGAAUCUGCGUGUCAGAGAAGAUGCCCAGGGAACUUAUGUUGAAGGAAUGAAAGAAGAGGUUGUUCUGUCUCCUGGGCAUGCACUGUCUUUUAUUGCUGCUGGGGAAGAGCAUCGUCAUGUUGGUUCAAACAAUUUUAACCUAUUCAGCAGUAGAAGCCACACCAUAUUUUCACUGAUGAUAGAGAGUAGUGCCCACGGAGAUGAAUAUGAUGGAGUGAUAUUCUCCCAGCUGAAUCUGAUUGACUUAGCUGGAUCUGAGAGCUCUAAAACUGAAACAACAGGAUUAAGAAGAAAGGAAGGAUCAUAUAUCAAUAAAAGUCUUUUGACUCUUGGAACUGUCAUUGGAAAACUCAGUGAGGGGAAGGCAUCUCAUAUUCCAUACAGAGAUUCCAAGCUUACUCGUCUGCUACAGUAUUCGCUUAGCGGCCGUGGACAUGUUUCACUUAUAUGCACUGUCACUCCAGCAUCUAGUAGUAUGGAAGAAACUCACAACACUCUGAAAUUCGCUAGUCGGGCCAAGUGUGUGGAGACCUUUGCUUCUCGUAAUAUGAUCAUUGAUGAGAAGUCCUUGAUUAAAAAAUAUCAGCGAGAAAUUUCAACCCUCAAACAAGAACUUGAUCAGUUGCGUAGAGGAAUGCUUGUUGGAGUUAGUCACGAGGAGAUUUUGACUUUAAAACAAAAGUUGGAAGAAGGGCAAGUCAAAAUGCAAUCAAGGUUAGAGGAGGAGGAAGAAGAAAAGGCUGCUCUUAUGAGUAGAAUACAGAGGUUGACUAAACUGAUUCUUGUUUCUUCCAAAAAAAGUAUUCCUGCAUAUUUGGGUGAAGCUGUUGGCCACCAGAGGAGUCAUUCUGACUAUAAAUCAGAGCUUGGGAAUUGUGAGAAUAUUAAGGAUUCUCUAUUUGCCCUAUCAGACCCUUCUGCUGAUUACAAACACAAAAGUUUUUCCAGCAAAUGUAAUGAUGAACUUUCUGUAGCUGGCAGCUUACUCAUGGAUCCUAACCAAGUUGGUGAACUCGUCAGUGGUUCAACUUUGAUAAUUGAUGACAUAACUCCAUCUGAUGAAAUGGACCUUCUCAUGGAACAAGUGAAAAUGCUUGCUGGUGAAAUUGCUUUCAGUACAAGCACCCUUAAGCGCUUAGUUGAGCAGUCUGCAAAUGAUCCAGAUGCCUUCCAAAGUCAAAUCCAUAAUUUGGAAUGUGAAAUCCAAGAAAAGAGGAAGCAGAUGAGGCUUCUUGAACAGCGCAUUAUUCAGUGCGGUGAGGCUUCAGUGGCUAGUGCAUCGUUGCUUGAUAUGCAUCAGACCGUUACAAGAUUAAAGACCGAGUGUAGCCAAAAGGAAUUUGAGUUGGAGAUAAAUGCAGCGGACAAUCGAAUUCUUCGAGAACAACUUCAAAAUAAGUGUGUUGAGUAUAAAGAACUACAGGAGCUAAUGAUUUCCCUGGAGAAGCAGCUGGCUUUGACAGGCAGUGAGCUAUCAUUGACUUGUGGACAGGACACAAAUGAUGAGUAUACUGAGGAAUUAAAAAAGAAAGUUCAAACACAGGAGAUAGAAAAUGAAAAACUGAAGCUGGAACAUGUUCAGUUACUUGAAGAAAAUAGUGGUUUGUGUGUUCAGAAUCAAAAACUAUCUGAGGAAGCUUCUUAUGCAAAGGAAUUAGCUUCUGCUGCUGCCGUUGAGUUGAAAAAUUUGGCUGCUGAAGUAACCAAACUCUCUCUGCAAAAUGCAAAACUGGAAAAGGAAUUGCAGGCUGCUCGUGAACUUAGUCACUCUAGAGGCUCUCAAAUUGCCAACAGUGGCAGUCGAAAAUACGAUGAUAGAAUGAAGGCCGGAAGAAAAGGCCGAUACUCUAGUCGGGUUGAUGAUAUUUCAGGAGGUUUCUGUGAUGGAUUUGACUCGUAUAAUUUGGACCCAGAAGAUCUCAAGAUGGAACUCCAAGCACGGAAGCAGAGGAAGGCAGCUCUUGAAGCUGCAUUGGCUGAAAAAGAAUUUGUAGAAGAGGAAUUUCGGAAAAUGAUUGAAGAGGCGAAAAGACGGGAAACAGCCCUUGAAAAUGACUUAGCAAAUAUGUGGGUACUUGUUGCAAAGCUAAAAAAGGAAGUAGCAUCUGUUCCCGAAUCUUUAAGUGUUGAAAAGCUAGGUAAUGAAGAUAUUAUAAAUGGACAAAAAACUACUGACGUCGAUAAAAAUAACAUCAAGGAUAUUCAAUCUUUGGAGAUCAGCGAAGCUUCACCAGAUGCUCCUAGUGAAGAGCCUUUGGUUACUCAGUUAAAAGCACGGAUGCAAGAAAUGAAGGAGAAAGAGAAGUGUAUGGGCAAUGGAGAAACAAAUUCGCAUCUUUGUAAAGUUUGUUACGAGACACCUACCACUGCAAUUCUUCUUCCUUGCAGACAUUUUUGCUUGUGUAAACCUUGUUCAUUGGCAUGUUCAGAGUGCCCAAUCUGCCGAACAAAUAUAUCAGAUAGAAUUUUCGCAUUCGCUUCUUGACAAUCCAUGUUAUGCCCUUAAAUUUGGAGGUGGUAGAUUAGCAUAUAUCAAUCAACUGGGGGUUUUGAAUUAUUUUUUUACAUAUUGCUGAUUUUCAGAGCCUUGGCUGGUACAAAUUCUUUGAUUAGUUGGCCUGUACGUAAUUCCCCAGUGGAGAUGGAUCCAGCAGCUUCAGGCCCUCGCGACUCUAGUGUGCUGACGAUGCAGUCGAAUCACAAGAGCAGUGUACUAUGGGAUGUCCAGGUGUCUGACACAGAGACCAUAUACACCAGACAUCCUGACUCUGCUUCGUGGCAGAUUGACGCACGAAUCAUUCCCUUCAUUCAGUGAGUGAGGUUGUACAACUUCCACCUCAUCGCUUAUGGGAGAGUGGAUUGGGCUUUAGUCACGGCUUUAGUCGAGCGGUGGCGCCAAGAGAGACAUACCUUCCACCUACCUCUAGGUGAAGCUACUAUCACUCUAUUUGACGUAGCUGUGCUUACACGGCUUCCCAUCAAGGGACAUGUCGUCUGUACUUGAUAGUUGGCGAGAUAUAGUUCAUAGGGUCUUAGGAGUCCGACCUCUCCCAGAGGUAUCCAAAGGGAGAGGGUUGCGCGUAACAUGGCUUGUGCAGAACUUCUCGCACCUCCCUGAAGGUGCUGAUGAGGCUACCAUUGAGAGAUAUGCUAAGGCGUAUCUAGGCAUGGCCACGGUCCGGUUCCGGUUCCAAACGGUUCAUGAGGCGGUUCCGGCGGUUCCAACUCACGGGACGGGCGGGUCGGACCAUCGGUUCCAUUUUUAUUUUUUCUUUAAAUAUUUGUAUAAUAAAAAAAUACUAUAAUAUCGCGGACGUAUCUUUGAUGAUUACUUGAUUAUUAGCGAAAUUCAUUGCAUGUCAAGUUGUCAUCGUUAUUGAAAUAUUUACUAAAAAGAAUGGAAAAAAAAUAAAUUAAUAAGAAACGAAUCAAUGAUAAUGUCGAUAAAGAUGAUUAAUAAAAAAAGAGGGAGAAAUUGGACUUGAACCUAGUACCCAAAUGAAUACUAAGCUGCCUACGUAUCCCGAAGGAAUCAAAGCCCACGUAGUUCUUUGUCAUACCUUUUAUUUAUAGUUGUUGAAUGUUGAUUUAUCGUUGUCGCUUGUCGGAUUGAUCCUAUUCGUCUUCGUCAUCAUCAUGUGGUUGGUUAAAUGCUUCCGCUGACUCUCCUCCUGACGAUGAUGCAGAUGUAUCCAUCAUCAUUCAUGGAUCAUCAUCGUCGUCUUGAUCAUCAUCAUUCCUUAGUCCUUGUGUUCGAAUCUCCUCUUGAUCCCAAUCUUUCUUGCAAACACAUAUUUGAAUACUAUGUGGAGCAAGACGAGAUCGCUUUUCGUCCAAAACUCUUCUACCUGCACUAAAAGCAGACUCCGACGCAAUUGUUGACGCGGGAAUUGCAAGGAUAUCCUUUGCAAUUCUCGAUAAAAUGGGAAAUUUUACAGAUUUUUCUUUCCACCACUCCAAAAUAUUAUAAAUACUUUGGUCUAUUUCAAAGUGGUGUUUAAGAUAACUAUCUUGUUCUAAAUAUGAGGUCGAGGAAGAAGAAGAUGAUCCUACAAAACUAUCAUCUUGACUCAUUAUGUUAGCUAUUACCGAAUUAUAGUAAGAGGGACGUGCCGAAACGCUAGCACGCCUAGACAUAUCGCGUUUCGGGUUAUAUACACUAACGUAAAAAUCAUAGAGUUCUGCUAAAUAUUUUUUACAUGUUUCUACAUAAUUAUGUACAUCAGUAGACGGGCGAUCUAAUGAUUGGUAAUAAAAUCUUAUUACUUUAGUAAGGACCUUAGUUUUAAAACGUGGGUCCAAAAUGGUUUGAAUGGUCAAAGGGGAAGUCGCUGUUAGUAACAGCGAUCAAAUAGUUUGACUUUUGUGUAUGAUUUAAUUUAGCCGUUGUAAUAUGGUUUAACUUAACGAAUGAACUAUGUAAUUUGAUAUGAAUUCGUUGAACAUGAAUGAAAUUGUGUUGAAUUUUCGAGAGCAUUUUCCCUAUUUAAAUAUGAUUGUCUGUUUGAUUUUGAUUUAAUUCAUACUUAAUUCUUGACGGAAUGAUUCAUCGCCGAAAACUCCGAGUAAUUAACAUCAUUUCUUUCAUAAUAAACAUGUGAUAAUACGAUAAACAUAUAUAUUACAAAAUAUACACAACAGUUCACAUGUUACAAAUAUUUAAUAAACAUGACCACAUAGUCUCUUGUACAGAUAACCUAGGGCUGCGGAACCCCAGUUGUUGCCGGAAAUGACCUCCCAUUGCGCAUCAAGUACAAAAGCUGUACCCUAUUGUCAGUCUUGUCGGAGAACAAGACAACACUAAUUAGAUAUAAGAGAUACGCCUAGGCAUGGCCACGGGGCGGGUUACCCGGAACCGAACCGGUCCCGAACCGCUUGGAACCGGAUCCGGAACCGGAACCGUUUGCGACAGGUUCCGAACCGCCCCGAACUGCGAAACCGUGAAACCGCCGGAAAAAAAGUUGCCGGAACCGUGAAACCGCCAGAAAAAACCGUUGUGAACGGGGUAAAAAACCCGCGGUUUGGAACCGGAACCGGUCCGGGAAAACCGGUCCAACGGUUCCAUGGAACCGGUUCUGGAACCAAAACCGUUCCGGUUGAACCGGCUCAACGGUUCCGUGGAACCGGAACCGGGACCGGUCCGGUUGAACCGGUUCGCCAAAAUAUGACCGUUUGUUACCGUUAACUAGCCGUUGCAUUCUCCUCUAUAUAUACUCAUCACUUUCAAUCAUUUUCAUUCACAACUCAUCUCUUCUCCUACUCUCUCUACUUACUCUCUCUACUUAAUUCUUUAAUUACGCAAUUAUUCUCUUAAUUACAUAAUCAGUCUUUUAAUUAUUUCUUAAUUUAGUUAGUUACAUAAUUAAUUAUUUAUUUAUUUUUUAAUUCUAUAUUUCUAUUAUUACUUCAAUAUUAUCAAUCAUGUCUUCAUUUUUGAAAAAAGCCACAAAAAAAGUUACUAAAGUGGCAAAAUCAUUGGGAGGUUCCAGUUCCUCCAAAAGAAAGGCCACUUCUACUCCGUCGGUAUCAACAACACCUUCCAUUAGUAAUUAUAAUUAUGAACAUAAUUAUUCGGAAGGGUACGACCCAGAGUUACAUAAUUAUGCAGAAGAAGUGGAAAGAGAAAUACAAAUUGAUGAAGAAGAAGAACAAGAAGAGGAACCAACGACCCAAAUUGGGAUACAUAUAUCUCGACAGUCAUCAAUUAUGUGACCAAUACCAACUUAAAAAAGUGUAUUGGUCAUUAGAUACUCCUACACGUUGGGGCUCAACCAACGAUUUAUUAAGAAAGGCGAUUGCUUAUCGUCCAGUAAUAACACAACUAUAUAGUGAGUGUACAGAUAGUUUCAUAGCUGAUGACACUUGGGAAUUAGCUAUAGGUGUACAUAACAUAUUAGAAGCGUAUGACCACGCGACUAAGAUUUUUUCUUAUGUUUAUGAACCGAACGUUCACUUAGUAAUAAGUGAAUGUAUUACUAUUUUUUAUCAUCUCCUUAAAUAUACACAUGAAGAUACUAACCCAAAAUUGAGGCCGAUUCUUGCAGAUAUGAUGGAAAAAUGGAAGACAUAUUUUACCGAUUUUCUUUAUAUUUAUGGAAUCGCAACCAUUUUGGACCCACGUUUUAAAACUGAGGUCCUUACUAAAGUAAUAGGAUUUUAUUACCAAUCGUUAGAUCGCCCGUCUACUGAUGUACAUAAUUAUGUAGGAACAUGUAAAAAAUAUUUAGCAGAACUCUAUGAUUUUUACGCUAGUGUAUAUAACCCGAAACGCGAUAUGUCUAGGCGUGCUAGCGUUUCGGCACGUCCUUCUUACUAUAAUUCGGUAAUAGCUAACAUAAUUAGUCAAGAUGAUAGUUUUGUAGGAUCAUCUUCUUCUUCCUCGACCUCAUAUUUAGAACAAGAUAGUUAUCUUAAACACCACUUUGAAAUAGACCAAAGUAUUUAUAAUAUUUUGGAGUGGUGGAAAGAAAAAUCUGUAAAAUUUCCCAUUUUAUAUUUUAUCGAGAAUUGCAAAGGAUAUCCUUGCAAUUCCCGCGUCAACAAUUGCGUCGGAGUCUGCUUUUAGUGCAGGUAGAAGAGUUUUGGACGAAAAGCGAUCUCGUCUUGCUCCACAUAGUAUUCAAAUAUGUGUUUGCAAGAAAGAUUGGGAUCAAGAGGAGAUUCGAACACAAGGACUAAGGAAUGAUGAUGAUCAAGACGACGAUGAUGAUCCAUGAAUGAUGAUGGAUACAUCUGCAUCAUCGUCAGGAGGAGAGUCAGCAGAAGCAUUUAACCAACCACAUGAUGAUGACGAAGACGAAUAGGAUCAAUCCGACAAGCGACAACGAUAAAUCAACAUUCAACAACUAUAAAUAAAAGGUAUGACAAAGAACUACGUGGGCUUUGAUUCCUUCGGGAUACGUAGGCAGCUUAGUAUUCAUUUGGGUACUAGGUUCAAGUCCAAUUUCUCCCUCUUUUUUUAUUAAUCAUCUUUAUCGACAUUAUCAUUGAUUCGUUUCUUAUUAAUUUAUUUUUUUUCCAUUCUUUUUAGUAAAUAUUUCAAUAACGAUGACAACUUGACAUGCAAUGAAUUUCGCUAAUAAUCAAGUAAUCAUCAAAGGUACGUCCGCGAUAUUAUAGUAUUUUUUUAUUAUACAAAUAUUUAAAGAAAAAAUAAAAAUGGAACCGAUGGUCCGACCCGCCCGUCCCGUGAGUUGGAACCGCCGGAACCGCCUCAUGAACCGCCAAGGAACUAUUUGGAACCGCCCGAAACCGAAACCGUUCGCGACAGGUUCCAUAUGGAACCGGGUGGAACCGGAACGGAACCGGACCAACCCGGACCGUGGCCAUGCCUAGUUGUUGAUAACAUCAACGUCAAUUCAGGCCACGAUGGUGGAAUUCAAGGCCGUCAAUUCCUAAGACCUACAAAUAGUAGUGUUGAGUGUUUUUAUUAGUGCGGUCACUUUUAUUUUAAUUUCAUUUAUUUUAUUAAAUAAUUAUUUUAAGAUCAUUUCCAGUCCCUCCUUUUCAAUAUUAUUUUCUAUUUAUUUCAGUUACUAUUGUGAGAGAUAGUCUUUCGAUGAGACGACUUCAAAACAAAGAGUCCAUGCUAAUAAUUAUAUUAGUUGCGCUUUUUAGCCCAUGUAUUGGGAAGUGAAAAGCUUCUCACAAUGAGACCGUCUCACACAAGAAUUUGUGUUUACUUUUUUGUAUUUGUCCAGAUAAUAUUCCAACUGUUGAUAUCUAAUUGUGUAUAAUUAAAAGUUAUAAAAAGUUAAUAUUAAUAAUACUACUUGUAUUAAGAUGAAUCAAACAAGAUUUCACUUG